AUGACGGAGGAGCAGGUGGUGAAUGUGUGCGGCGAAGAAGUCAAUUCCGGCAACGAUAACCGAGGCGUCAAAGCCAAUGGAGCUGCGCUUGAUGUCGGUGGCGAUUUGGAUCUCGCCGCCGGCGGUGCUGCGUCGGUGGAUGUGGCGGUUCCGGAGGCGGUGAAAAUUUGUAAGGAUGCAGUGGCUGACGGUACGGCGGAGGAAGGUUCUGUAACGGACCGUGAAUUGAAACGUGAGGAUAGUGAAGACGGGGCAGGAUCCGUUCGGAACGGCGUCGUGGAGAAUGAGAUUCGUGAUGCUGCUGCAGUGGAGUUAGUUGCGGAUCACGAGGAAUAUGUUGUUGUCGGUGCUUCGGAUGUUCAAAACGGUGUUGCUGCGGAGGGCGAGAUUGGCGGUGAUGGGAAUGAAAACGUGAAUGGAGUUGAGGAAUGCGAACUUUUGGAUCGUGCGGAGGUUUCGGGAGAUGAAAGCAGUGUCGUUGUGAAUGUUGUGGAGGAAAAUGCUGACAUGAAUCAAAGUGAUCGUGACUUCGAAUGUGUUGAAGUGCACAAUGAUGUGGCAGUGGUUGUCGGAGCUGGGGAAGAACUGACUGCUACUGCUGAUGAGAACAGUGAAGAUGACGUGCAGAGAAGAACUGAGUCUAUAUCUGAUAAAGAUGUGGGUAAAAGUGGGGAGAGCGAAAAUGUUGUUAGUGCAGAUGUCUCAGAUGAGAAGGACAUCGUAACUAAUGAAAAUCAUGAUGUGGAAGAAGUCACUGAGAGGAAUGAGGUUCCAGCUGAUGUUGGUGGCGACUCUGGUACUACCAGUGUGAAUGAAUGUGAACCCGAAUAUGCUCAAAAUAGUUCAGAGAUGGGGCAGGUUGAGUCUGCCUCUGGUUUGGCAGAGUCAGAGCAGGUGCCCAGUGAAUGCACUGAGGAGAAUGAGGUUGUUGUCAAAGGUGAAUCAGGCACUAAGUUGGAGAGGUCUGAGGAGGAUGCAGGAAGUGAACUAGUUCAUAAAGGAGAGAAUUCAACAGCCUUAAACGGCACACAUGUGAAUGGAGAUGAUGUUGUGUCUAACAUAACAGUGGAGAGUACAGCUGAACCUUCUGUUGAUGUUUGUGAGAUGAAAAGCAAUGCGAUUGAUAGUGAUGGUGAACUUAAUGUUGAUGUACAUGAGAUGAAAGAUGGUGCUGUAGAUAGUGAAGCUGAACCUUCAAAUGGUGCACUGCAGAGUGAAAGUAAACCUUCUGCUGUGUCUGAGAUGGAAAUCAGUACAGAGGAGAUUGAGGCUAAACCUUCAAACUUUGCAGUGGAGGGUGAAGCUAAGCCUUCAACUGGUGCAGUGGAGAAAGAAGUUGAACCUUCAAAUGGUUCGGUGGAGAGUGGAACUGAACCUUCAAAUGGUGUAGUUGAGAGUGCAACUGAAUCUUCAAAUGAUGCAGUAGAGAGUGAAACUGAGCCAUCAAAUGGUGUAAUUGAGAAUGUUGUUGAAUCUUCAAGCGGUGCAGUUGUGGGUGAAGCUGAAUCUUCAAAUAGUGCAGUUGUGGGUGAUGUCAAUCCAUCAAACGGUGCAGUUGAGAUUGUAGCUGAACCUUCCAAUGUUGCAGUUGAGAUCCUAGCUGAACCUUCAACUGGCAAAGUUGAGAGUGAAACCGAGCUAUCAAAUGCUGUAGUUGAAAGUGUAACUGGGUCAUCAAAUGGUGCAGUUGAGGGUAAAGCUGAACCUUUAGCUGUGAAUGAAGCUGAGCCAUCACAUGGUGCAGUUGACACCGUAAUUGAACCUUCAAAUCGUGCAGUUGAGAGGGAAGCUGAACCUUCAAAUGGUGCAAUGGAGAGUGAAGCUGAACCAUCAAAUGGUUCAGUUGAAAGUGAAGCUGAACCUUCAAAUGGUGCACUGGGAACUGAAGCUGAAUCUUUGUAUGAUGCAACUGAGAGGGAAGCUGAACUUUCAGAUACAGCAGUAAAGAGGGAAGCUGAACCUUCAGAUAGAGCAGUGGAGGAGGAAGCUGAACCUUCAGAUAGAGCAGUAGGGAGGGAAGCUGAACCUUUAGAUGGAGCAGUGGAGAUAGAAGCUGAACCUUCAGAUAGAGCAGUGGAGAGGGAAGCUGAACCUUCAGAUAGAGUAGUGGAGAGGGAAGCUGAACCUUCAGAUAGAGCAGUGGGUGAAUCUGAACCUUCAGAUAGAGCAGUGGAUAGGGAAGCUGAACCUUCAGAUGGUGCAGUAGAGAGGGUAGCUGAACCUUCAGAUGGUGCAGUGGAGAGGGAAGCCGAACCUUCAGGUAGAGCAGUAGAGAGGGAAACCGAACCUUCAGAUGGUGCAGUGGAGAGAGAAGCUGAACCAUCAGAUAGAGUAAUGGAGAGGGAAGCUGAACCAUCAGAUAGAGUAGUGGAGAGGGAAGCUGAAUGUUCAAAUGGUGAAGUGGAGAGUGAAGCUGAACGUUCAAAUGGUGAAGUGGAGAGUGAAGCUAAACCAUCAAAUGGUGUAGUUGAGAGUGAAGCUAAACCGUCAAAUGGUGUUGUUGAGAGUGAAGCUAAACCUUCAAAUGGUUUAGUUGAGAGUGAAAGUGAAUCUUCGGUUGAUUUGCGUGAGAUGAAAAACAAUGCAAUGAAUAGUGAAGCUGAACUUUCAACUGGUGCAUUAAAGAGUGAAACUGAAUCUUCUGUUGUAUCUGAUAUUAAAAAAUUUCCAUCGGAGAGUGAAGAUGAACAUUCAAAGUGGGCCAUGGAGAGUGAAGCUCAACCUGCAGUUGAAGAUGAAGGUAGCAAUCAAGGACAUGAAGACACAAGGCCUGCUUUUGAUGCAUUGGAUGUACAGAAUGUGGGUGCAGAGAUAGUGAAAAAGCCAUUCUAUUAUUUGAUCAGGGUUCCCAGGUAUGAUGAUGAUGAAAACAUGAAAGAGCAGAUAGCAAAAACUCUUCACCAAGUAGAGGAGAAGACUAAAAUUCGAGAUGCUAUUCGAGCUGAGAGCCUGACUAUAAAGGCUCGUUGUAAGGAUUGCGACCAAGAGGUUAAGGCUGCAAUAGCAGCCCACAGAGCUGCUCGGGACUUGCUCAAAUCCAAACGCCAGGAAAUGGAUUCGGUUCAAACCACAAUGAACAGAUUAAACAACGCAAUUUCAGUUGGGGAUAUAGAUGGCAAGAUAAGAAAUAUGGAACACAUGAUCCAGCAUGAGACUUUGCCUUUAAAUGAAGAAAAGCAAUUGAUUCGCCAGAUCAAGCAAUUGAAGCAGAAUCGAGAGGAGCUGUCUUCUAAUAUGAGAAAGCAAGAUCAGUCACAACAAUCACUAGACCACAAGGAUGGCAAUAUUGAAGAGCACUCUAAGCAUUUACAGCUUUUGAAAAAGGAAAUGGAAGUGCUUAGAAAUAAUGUUCUGAAGUCAGAUGCAGCAACUAAAGACGCAAAAAAUAAAUAUAAUGAUGAAUAUGAUAAACUGAAUGAGUUGAUAGCUCGAUUUAAGGCAGCCGAUGAAGUUCGUCAAGAAGCGUAUGCUAAAUCAGUGGCUUUGAAGAAACAAUUGCAUGAGAAGGGCAAACAUUUCUGGGAUUACAGAAAGGCUACAAAUAAAGCUCAGGAACUAGCAGCAUUAGGGAAAAAAGAGGAGCUACAAUGCUUCUGUGUUGAUCAGGUUGAGAGAAUUAUGGAGCAAUGGAACAAAAAUGACGAUUUCAGAAGGGACUAUGUCCGAUGCAACACUAGGAGUACACUUAGGAGACUGCAAACCCUAGAUGGCCGAUCACUUGGUCCUGAUGAAGAGUCCCCUGUAAUUCCUGAUGCCAUUACAGUAAGAGUGUCCAAAAAUAUUUCCAUGGUCUCGCAGUCAACUCUGGAACAAGAAAAGAAAUCCACUUCAACAGAAUCUGUUAAUAUAAAGGAUGCACCUGUUUCGAAGGUUGUGGUACAAAGAAUUGAAACAAGUCAGACAACUAAAGCUAAAACGCCUACCAAACCUGCUCCCUUGGAGAAGCCUGUGGCUCGUUGGGGUGAUGAUGAGUCUGAUGAAGAAGAAGUUAAAAAAGAAGAACCUGUGAGAACGAAGGAGGAAGAGGAACUGUUACUGAAGGCUGAAAAAGCAAGGAAGGAGGAAGAGGAGGUAAUGUUGAAGGAAAAGCGGAGGCUCGAGGAGAUUGAGAAAGCUAAAGAGGCCCAGCAGAGGAAAAAGCGUAAUGCAGAGAAGGCUGAACAAAGGGCUGCCUUAAAGGCACAAAAAGAAGCUGAACUGAAAGAGAAGGAAAGGGAGAAGAGAGCACGGAAGAAGGAAAGAAGAAAGGCAGCUUCUGCUGUCACUGCAGAUAAUACAGAACAAGAAUCUGCUCCUACCUCAGAAACUCUAACAAGAAGAAGUGUGGAAGAAUAUGAUCAGAGUGAGAAACCAGCUGAGGUAACCAAAAAGCCACAGAAACCAUCUCAAUUCACGAAGCAGACUAAGGCAAAAUCUGUACCCCUGGCUCUUCGCAACCGGGGAAAGAGACGAAUUCAACCAUGGAUGUGGGUUAUAAUUACAGUUAUGGUUGUUGUUGCCUUGUUUUACGUGGCCAAUAGCAGCUCACUGAGAUCUUCGCUUCAAGGCUUUGGUUUCUGA
Molecule: messenger RNA, 4560 nt
Organism: Sphenostylis stenocarpa
Lineage: Eukaryota; Viridiplantae; Streptophyta; Magnoliopsida; Fabales; Fabaceae
Source: the annotation of a GenBank genome assembly